Oncorhynchus nerka (sockeye salmon) is the source of this 9333-nucleotide messenger RNA. RefSeq names its product potassium inwardly rectifying channel subfamily J member 12a (gene kcnj12a). The transcript has 2 exons. Gene Ontology annotation, cellular component: plasma membrane. Gene Ontology annotation, biological process: potassium ion import across plasma membrane; regulation of monoatomic ion transmembrane transport. NCBI's taxonomy places the organism in Eukaryota, Metazoa, Chordata, Actinopteri, Salmoniformes, Salmonidae. The record is from RefSeq and is a predicted model, not a curated record. Gene Ontology annotation, molecular function: inward rectifier potassium channel activity. The coding region runs from base 857 to 2194 and encodes 445 amino acids.
GUGAGUGAGCAAGAAACAGUGAGAGAAAAAGAGAGCGAGAGAGAGAGAACUGCUGCCAGCAGAACUAGAUCAGGUUGCAAAUAUUGAUAGAGAGGCUGUUCAGCUAAUAAGCAGAGGUAAUUAUCUCUUUUAAUUCAACAUUUUUAUGGGAAAUGUGACAAAGGACUUCAAUGUUACUAAAGAUUGUCAAUGAACAAGAGUGCUGAGGGAGUUCAGAAGAUGGGGAUACAAAGCCUUUUUUCACAUUGGGAAAUUGUUAGAUACCUUUGUUUCCACCCAGCAACGGAGGACAAACUGAGGACAGAGUGAUUCAGUCAAAGAGAAGAAAAUACACACAUUUGUCAUGGUUUUGUUCUUUGUGGGGACCAAUUGACCACAGUUGCAUUGCACGUAUGUGCGAUGUAUGUAGGAAGAACUCGCUGACUGACAACAACAGAGGAAGGAAAGAUAGCAGAUAUAGAGCUCAAUGAUGAAGAAAUUCAAAGGGUUUCUGUGUCUGUGGCUCAAAAGGAUGGAGUGGUUCUACCCUUAGGAAUCACAGAGGGAGAGACCAGCUCUGGUGGCUUAAACUCGGAGGGAGAAUGAUGCUUCAGAUUGGUUAGCUGGGAUAUGAGCCAGGAGGACACUGUGUUUCAGCUCUAAAGUGGGGUAGAAGAAGAACCAGGUGGAUAAUAUAAGGGAGUGGUCGGCCGAGAGUACAACAACCCACACAGCACACCUUCUCCCUGGCUAUGACCGGCUGAGAUGGGGCUCUGGCAGUGACACCACUGGAAAGGACCUCUGAGUGAUCACACAUUGGGACAUCCGGGACCUCCCACCUACUCCCGACUCUGCAGCCCGGGCCUACGUGGCCAGCAUGAGUGUGGGGCGUCUCAACCGUUACAGCAUUGUGUCAUCCGAGGAGGAGGCGCUGCGGCUCACCAACAUGCACGGCGGCAGCAGUGGUGGAAUGAAUGGCUUUGGCAACGGCAAAAUCCACACACGCCGCAAGGUCCGCAACCGCUUCGUCAAGAAGAAUGGCCAGUGCAAUGUGCAGUUCGCCAACAUGGAGGACAAGUCAUCGCGCUACAUGGCCGAUAUGUUCACCACGUGCGUGGACAUCCGUUGGCGCUACAUGCUGGUGCUGUUCACGCUGGUGUUCGUGCUGUCUUGGCUGGCCUUUGGCCUGGCCUUCUGGGUCAUAGCGUUACUCCACGGCGACCUUGACAACCCGGCUGGAGACGACAACUUCACGCCCUGCGUUCUGCAAGUCAACGGCUUCGUGGCCGCCUUCCUGUUCUCCAUCGAAACCCAGUCGACCAUCGGCUACGGCUACCGCUGCGUGACGGAGGAGUGUCCCGUCGCAGUCUUCAUGGUGGUCUUCCAGUCCAUCGUGGGCUGCAUCAUUGACUGCUUCAUGAUUGGCGCCAUCAUGGCCAAGAUGGCACGGCCCAAGAAGCGGGCACAGACGCUGCUGUUCAGCCACAACGCAGUGAUUGCCAUGCGCGACAGCAAGCUGUGCCUCAUGUGGAGGGUGGGGAACCUGAGGAAGAGUCACAUUGUAGAGGCCCAUGUCAGAGCUCAGCUCAUCAAACCCCGGAUCACUGAUGAAGGGGAGUACAUCCCCUUGGACCAAAUAGACAUCAAUGUGGGCUUUGACAAAGGCCUGGACAGGAUUUUCUUGGUGUCGCCCAUUACGAUUAUCCAUGAGAUUGAUGAGGAUAGUCCACUCUAUGGGAUUGGUAAAAAUGACCUGGAGACGGCAGACUUUGAGAUCGUGGUCAUACUGGAGGGUAUGGUCGAGGCGACUGCCAUGACCACACAGGCGCGCAGCUCCUACCUGGCCACGGAGGUGCUGUGGGGUCACCGGUUCGAGCCGGUGCUCUUCGAGGAGAAGAACCUGUACAAGGUGGAUUACUCUCACUUUCAUAAGACCUACGAGGUACCGUCCACCCCGCGCUACAGUGCCAAGGACAUGGUGGAGAACAAAUUCCUGGUGCCCAACUCCAACUCCUUCUGUUACGAGAAUGAGCUGGCCUUCCUCAGCCGGGACGAGGACGAGGAAGAGGAUGUGGUGGGCGUGGGCGUGGGCGGUGGUGUCAGAGUGCUGGCCAACCUGAACAGUCCGGACCGGACCAGUCGACACGAGUUCGAGAGGAUACAGACCACUAGGGGACUGGACCAAAGGUCGUACCGCAGGGAGUCAGAGAUAUGACCCCUGCCCUUGUACCUACCCGGGGUCAACUUUUGAUACGUUUUCUUUCCUUUCAAGGGUAAAAAUGCAGAACAAUGCAAAGUGCCAUAAGAAAAGCUGACUACUGUAAUAGGUUGGAAAGAAAAUAAGGGGACAGUGAAAGGGAAAGAGGGAUACUGUUUGGAAGGAAAAGGUGAAAGCAAGAGUACGCAGCUCGCAAAACUGUGGUAGAGAAUGUCGUCAACAAAAGGAAAAGGCCUGUGAAGGACCUUAUUCCUUCAUGGAAACUUGAAUAUUUUUUUCAUAAUGUCAUUUGAGUUUCAAUGAUGCAUCGAACAGGUAUAAUGACAAGACCUAAUAAUCCGAUACUAGGUGUUCAUAUUAUUGCUUAGAUAAGUUGUUUUGUGUGGAGUACCGUUUUUCAAAAAACAUACUUAAAAAAAUAUUUUUGCUAUUUCAACUUGCUGUUGGGCACAAAUGAUAGUGUUACAGUUUAAAGCUACCCAUACGCGUCCCACAUUGCUGGAAUUCCCAAUCGCUGUAACGGAGUUCGAUGACACUCGAUGACAAUUCCUGUAAAAGUGUACUGCAGCAUUCAGAAGCAAUGAACCAUGCUAAAUCAUUUAACCAUCCACGAGCCAUUGAAGCACAACGUAGUUUCACAACUUUAAUUUGAACCUGUUGUGAUGAAUACAUAUCAUUUGCACUAUUAGCCGAAUUUAGGAGUAGGCCCAAUAGUAAUGCAGUAAAUUCAUUUAGAAUGGGCAGGGGGGAACAUCUCAAAAUUCUCUAGAAAGAAAAUAAAUUGAAUUGAUCAUUUUGAUACCGCCUUGCUUAAAACAUUAAAAUAACACAGGAUUAUUCUGACCUCAACGAAGUUUGAAACAACUAUAGGGAAAAUAUCAUUACAUUUCUUUUUUUCUCUCUUUUUUUAUUCUCUUUAAAACAAAUCUAUGCACAUCAUUAAUGAUAUCAAGGGACAGAAACUGAAAUGAUUUCCGUAGAAGAUGUUAUGAUGUCGUCCAAUCACCAUUGCAUAAUUCUACAAAGAGAACCGGUUUGAUGAAUGUGUGUCUGAACUCAAUGAGGGCCUUCACAUGUAUAAAGUGUUUCCCCUCUAAUAUCUUUAUAAGUAAAGAGCAGUUAUUGUAUGCUAUCAAAUCCCUUUUGAUAGAAAAGUUGAAAUAGUAUGAAAGAAUGGUACUUUACCAGGUAAAUUGAUGUGUGUUAAAGGAAUACUCCACUCAUGAUGAUGGUGUAAGUGACAAUUUGCUUUUUGAAAGUCCUACAUCUUGAAAACUUGCUGACAUUUUCGGACUAUAUCGACAAUGGACUAAUGAAAAAUAUACUAAAUAUAGUUUAAAAUAGUGUAUUAUUCCUUCAAGCUUUGCUUUGCUGGAACUGUCAUCAAUAUUUUCCUAAUGGUCUACACAGGGUAUGCAUGUGGGGCAAGGUUAAAAUUAGUAAAAUGAUUAAUCCCGUGUUUUUAGAAACAUACUGUAAGAGCAAGCUAUAAACCCCUAUUAAGCACGAGAAACUAUCUGUGAUAUGUUGAAAAAAGUCCUUAGUUGAUUUGAUUAAAUUACAUCUCAGAAGCAAUAGGCUUACAUGAUCAGGUGGACAGACAAUAUGAAAAGCAAUAAUACUGAAAUGUACCUCCAUGUUAUGUACUAAACAUAAAUGGUGAAUGGCACAGAGCUAAAUCAUGAGUCUAUUUGUGGAACCCGCUUGGCUAGUCUGGUGACUCCAUUCUCUCGUGGUGCACCUGUUUUAUAACUGGCACCACACUCAUCUCUCUGACAGUGAUGUUUUGAGUCUCGAGGAGCGCUUUCACCAAAACAUCAUGUAUAGACAGACAUCUUUUGUCCUUCAUUUACUGGAGUGAUCUUCAAAGUUCAAUAACUCAAGAAGUAGCUUAGCAGCUGAGUUAUUAAGUUGGGUUCGGAACAACAUUAUAUACAUUAUAUUAAGAAUGAGUACAAUAACAAAAAAUAUUUGUAAGGUGUGUUGCUAUGAUAUGGAAGCCUAAAGGUACCAAAACUCCAUUUAAAAUGCAAAUUGGAAUGGAAGUAACAAAAGGAGUCAUAAAUAGGAAAGGUGUCUUGAAUGUUAAUAAUCUAGGUUCAACUUCAAGCACAAAAUCAAGCAAAAAAUUCUAAAUUCAAACCAAAUAAAUGUCAUAUUUUAGUAUCUACAGAUUUGUUUUUGUCUUAGUUACAUAUACUGAGUAGUUUGUAAUUUAUCAGUAUCUAGGUAAAGCAAGAAAACUAAGGUGCAUGACAGACUAAUUUUAAUCUUUGGCAUGAAUCGUAGCAUAUGAAAUGUAUACCUUGAAUUUAUGCCUACCCAUAAUGCACUGCUCUACUAAAUAGCACACAAUAUAUUAUGCUGUGUCAUGAAAUCAUUGAAAUCCUCAUUGAAAUGUGCAGUUCAUGUCCCCUAAAAUACUACUUUUCCUCUUCCACCAAAAUAACUGCCCUUGUAUCUAAGAAAGGGGGAAGUAGGAGGUUUAGUACUGUAAGACUAGCACAAGAAGAAACACCAUGAUGGUCAUUCAGCUGGCGACAAUGACUGAUAUUUUCCUAGUGGUCCUUUUAUCCCAGGGGUAUCCUUUGCCCUAAAUAAUUAUACAUAAUGUGUUGCUUUUUAGAACUUUUAGGCUAAGAGAGAUUUUUGGGGAGAUAAAUGAAGCCUUUUUGUCCCAAUCCUAGACUUUAUGCUCAUUGCCUUCUGGGAAGGCUCUGGUAUCCUAAUGUGUAACACCUUUGUACCUACUUAUAAUGUUUCGGUGGUAUCCAUGGUAAAGCAUCAUCAGCUUCUAUGCUGCAUCAUCGGAAUGCAAAAUUCCAUCAUGCCUUUUUCUUUUUUAUCUGAAGUUUUAAUAUUACCCAACCUGACUCCAUGAAAACAGAUAAUGCACUAGCUGUACACAACAUCAAUAAACUAUAUUAGGCAAAUGCUAAAUACACACAAAUCAACACAUCUGUUUUAAAAGUAAGUUAUUUUUAAAUGACAGUAUUUCAUUGAGAUACAUUAGAAUAAAAUCAUCCAUAUUUAUCGAUUUUUGUACCAGAAGAAAAUCUGAAGAAAUCACAAAGAAAGAGGCAAAAAUAGAUUUAUUGCCUCAGGUUAUCAGUGAUUUGAUUUUGUUUCAUUUCAGCACAGAAGCUUAUGAUUAAACAGGUAUUUCUCUUAAAGGGAUGAUUGGAAAACCUUUGACCUCUGUAGAAGUCUUCCUAUGGCCCAGGUGAAGAAACGUGCCCUGGGCUUUUAUUUUAAUGCAAAGUCAAUUAAAUUAUUCGAUUAAAACCUAAUUGUAAAUGAAAACUGGUUGGAGUGCAUAUUUUGUUAAAUUUGCUUACUUCAUGUAUUUAUCAUUGUAAAACUGAAAACAUUGGUAUUACAUUACAGUAGUAGCCCACAACACAACAGCUGCUGUGAAUUAACGUAAUAUUCCAGCAUUUUGUUUCUCCCUCCUAGCAAAUUUCUGUGUUGCGAAUCAACACUAAACACAGGUGGUACUCAUAAGGCCUGACUAAUCAAUCGACCAACUAACAGAGAGCUGUAUCAUGAUGACAAAUGUGAUUAGACUGAGAUCACAGAUCAACAUCUGUGUUGCCGAGGCGACCAGAUGCCUCUCUGGUCUAUGGACAAUUAUUCGAUCCAGUCGUUCAAUAAAUCACUGUGACAUACACUCACACAAACAGCCUGGCGGGUUCAGGAGCCUUUUGGGACCCCAUGGACCAGAACUGGAGGACAACCAGAGACAGGUGUAGAGAGAGAGAUCAAUGGAGGAAACAACUAGAUGCAUCAUCAUUACUCUACUGACAAAAUAAUAGAGAAAAUGUUGGUUAUAUUUCUAAUACUCGUUUCAAUGUCUCACUUCUGGGAUUCUCUCUAGCAGAUCACGAACUUGACAAACCAAUCACACAACGUCUGUUGGAGACAGACAGGUCGAGUGGCAAAUGAGAUGAGCCCCUCCCCUCUUUAUAAGGUACCACUCGCCCAAUUGUUCUCAGGCAAACCGUGAGGUUAGCGCUGCCAAACGUAGGACCUCAGCUCCUGUCGAUAGUGUUGAGUACUGACCAAAAGGAAAGUUUUGCUUAGAGUAUAAUUUAUUUGGAAGCUAGCGUCACACGGCUAGCUAUCGAGACUUGGUUAGCCCAUGCAGCAAGGCUUUAGCUAACUUGGCUAGCUAGCUGGAAAGCUAGCUAACCACACCCAAGGGCUAGCUCUUGCUGCAAGGCCAGAUCAACCCACGUUCACCCGUGCCGAGUUGAUUAAACUGACUACCCUAGAUUUACAGCUCGACGGUCGAGAGACAUACUUUGUUUGUCGAGACACAAAGAACACACACACACUUUCUCCAGCUAGCAUUGUGCUAACUAGUUAGGCUGUUAGCCGAAAGGCAAGGAAAACUAUUUUCUCGAGGAAAACUAUUUUCUCUGAGCCAUGGAGCCUUCUACCCCUGCACAGGGAGAACCGAGCAGGACUCUUGCUCCACUACUGUCACACUUGUAUCCGUGUGGGGCUAUGCGAUCAGGCAAGGACACACACUCUUUGUGUAUCAUCUGCCUGGGGGCAGAGCAUGCUGAAGCAUCACUCGGUAACUCCUAGUCCUGUGUGCACUGUAGGGACUUUCAUAAGCCCGCCCUUAAGCCAAGACUGCAUAGAUCAAACCCUUCACGGGCCCCAUCGUCCUCACAGCCUGCGGGUGAGGAGGCUACCCCGCAACUUCAACCCUCAUGGGCUGAGGUGGAGGAGGCUUACCCGAGGACCUCCAACCGUUGUUCGAUUACUCUACAGUGGAGGAAGAAGAAGGGGACCUCAUCAUCAAUGAGUUCGAUAGGACUGGCCUUCGAUAGGACUGGCCUUCGAUAGGACUGGCCUUCGAUAGGACUGGCCUUUGAUAGGAAUGGCCUUCGAUAGGACUGGCCUUCGAUACCCGAUGACCGAUUCAGGCUUAUCGAAGUCUGCAGACUGGCAGCGGCCAUACUCAAUAUUGAGUGGCACACACCUGUGGGGGGUGGCAGUGCAAAAGGGGAUUGAUACGACAGGAGGAGUCUCCCCUCUCGCACCGUCUCAGGAAAUAAACUGCUCCCAGCUGUCCCAGCUUGCGUGGAGGAAGCCCAGCGCAACUGGGGCAAGCCCUUGUCCACUAAAGUCCAGACCAGGACAUCCCUUGGUAGUUGAGCAGGCGCUGGCCAACCACACCAACCCCAGUGCAACGUCACAGACCGGCACUUUUCUGAAUCUAUCUUCAAGAAGAACAUAAUGUCCCUACUGUUGGCUUAUCAGGCAGAUUUGCCGCUGGUACUGCCAAACAGGACCUAUGAGAGGAGAUCUGCGUCAUUGCCGAUCUCAACGUCUGUGCCUCCAGAGGACGUGUCAUGAGCCUUGCUGUGGUGGGGGAGAGAGCCCUGCAAGUGUGGGAACGUCUCUCAUCUCAUUGGAUAGCGGAGGCUAUUAUAUUUGCUUAUAAUAGCAAGGGUUUACAGCCCUGGAGGGACUGAAGGCUCAUUCCACCAGAGGUGGGCAAUGUUCAAAGUAGAGGUCGACCGAUUAAUCGGAAUGGCCGGUUAAUUAGGGCCGAUUUCAAGUUUUCAUAACAAUCGGUAAUCGGCAUUUUUGGACACCGAUCAUGGCCGAUUACAUUGCACUCCACGAGGAAACUGCGUGGCAGGCUGACUACCUGUUAUGCGAGUGCAGCAAGAAGCCCAGGUAAGGCGCUAGCUAGCAUUAAACGUAUCUUAUAAAACUAGUUAACUACACAUGGUUGAUGAUAUUACUAGUUUAUCUAGCUUGUCCUGCGUUGCAUAUAAUCAAUGCGGUGCCUGUUAAUUUAUCAUUGAAUCACAGCCUACUUCGCCAAACGGAUGAUUUAACAAGCGCAUUCGCGAAAAAAGCACAGUUGUUGCACCAAUGUGUACCUAACCAUAAACAUCAAUGCCUUUCUUAAAAUCAAAACACAAGUAUAUAUUUUUAAACCUGCAUAUUUAGUUAAUAUUGCAUGCUAACAUUAAUUUAUUUUAAACCUAGGGAAAUUGUGACACUUCUCUUGCAUUAUGUGCAACAGAGUCAGGGUAUAUGCAGCAGUUUGGGCUGCCUGGCUCAUUGCAAACUGUGUGAAGACUAUUUCUUCCUAACAAAGAAAGCCAACUUCGCCAAACAGGGGAUGAUUUAACAAAAGCGCAUUUGCGAAAAAAGCACAAUCGUUGCACGAAUGUACCUAACCAUAAACAUCAAUGCCUUUCUUAAAAUCAAUACACAGAAGUAUAUUUUUUUUAACCUGCAUAUUUAGUUCAAAGAAAUUCAUGUUAGCAGGCCAUAUUAAACUAGGGAAAUUGUGUCACUUCUCUUGCGUUCAUUGCACGCAGAGUCAGGGUAUAUGCAACAGUUUGGGCCGCCUGGCUCGUUGCGAACUAAUUUGCCAGAAUUUUACGUAAUUAUGACUUAACAUUGAAGGUUGUGCAAUGUAACAGCAAUAUUUAGACUUAUGGAUGCCACCCGUUAGAUAAAAUACGGAACGGUUCCGUAUUUCACUGAAAGAAUAAACGUUUUGUUUUCGAAAUGAUAGGUCAUUAAUAUGGUCAAAUCCGUAAACGAAGGCUCGUAUUUCUGUGUGUUAUUAUAUUACAAUUAAGUCUAUUGAUUUGAUAGAGCAGUCUGACUGAGCGGUGGUAGGCAGCAGCAGGCUCGUAAGCAUUCAUUCAAACAGCACUUUAUUGCGUUUGCCAGCAGCUCUUCACAAUGCUUCAAGCAUUGCGCUGUUUAUGACUUCAAGCCUAUCAACUCCCGAGAUUAGGCUGGCAAUACUAAAGUACCUAUUAGAACAUGUAAUAGUCAAAGGUAUAUGAAAUACAAAUGGUAUAGAGAGAAAUAGUCCUAUAAUAACUACAACCUAACACUUCUUACCUGGGAAUAUUGAAGACUCAUGUUAAAAGGAACCACCAGCUUUUAUAUGUUAUCAGGUUCUGAACAAGGAACUAAAACGUUAGCUUUUUUACAUGGCACAUAUUGCACUUUUACUUUCUUCUGCAACACUUUGUUUUUGCAUUAUUUAAACCAAAUUGAACAUGUUUCAUUAUUUACUUGAGACUAAAUUGAUUUUAUUGAUGUAUUAUAUUAAGUUAAAAUAAAAGUGUUCAUUGUUCAUUCAG